AGGAGAAUUUGACAGGUCCACCAACUGUUCAUCAACAUGUCAACGUUCCUUCAUCUUAAAGGCAGGCAUUUCUGUUGUUUCGUUUCUAUGGGAAGGAACUUGAACUAAAUUUCUCUGUUCAUGGGCCACAGAGGUUUGAUGAGCUAUGAGCAGCAACUACAUUUUGCUUCCAGAAAGAUGAAAUAUGGUGAUUAGUAACUUUCACAAGUUCACAAAAUGAAUCUGUGAGUUGGUGGUGCAGAGGCCAGGGUUCCUUUGAGACGACAGAUAUGCGAAGACUGAAUACGAGGCACAGAGAAUGUUGGGGGUAUGAGCAACGAACCAGUCCUCGUGGCGGUAUCUCACAAUGCGUAUAUAUAACCAAGUUUGAAUAUUCAAUUCUCUCCCACUCUCAUCGUCGUUCGUUCAAAGGCUGAGACUCUCGAUCCGAUCUCAACGUUAUCAGUUUCCGAGAAAAUCCUCACUUUCUCUCCCGACACAUCUAUAGGUCACUCAGAAAAGAGAGAUUUUGAAUUUCAGAAAUGGCGUCCUUCGACUCAUUUGGUAACGACGGAGACGAUCACCCACAUCAAUCGCCGCCGGUGCAACCCUUCGACGAUGAUGGCUAUUCGGGCCUCGACCCGGGCCUCUCUUCUCAGCGUUACGAAUCCACAUAUGCUGCUUCUGACGUCUUCAGCGAACCCCCACCUGCGAGCGAGUAUGGCCCUUCCUCCGACCUCCACGGCCACCUCAGCAUGGAUGAUGUCAACUAUGGUGAGAACGUACAUUCUGCAGAUGCAGGCGGAUUCGGGAUUUCGACGCCCAACCAGGAUUAUGCGUCGCCGUUUGAACCGUCCGGGCUUGAGACGAAUGGUCGUGGAAAUGCAUACGAAAAUGGCAGCGAUAAAAUCUUCACUUCCGAUGGUCCUUUACUUCCAGACCCGAGCCAAAUGCAGGACGAAGGUUUUGCAAGACGCGAAUGGCGACGACAAAAUGCAAUACAUCUUGAGGAAAAGGAGAAAAGAGAAAAAGAAAUGCGGAAUCAGAUUAUUAAAGAAGCUGAGGAAUAUAAGCAAUCUUUCUAUGAGAAGAGGAGACUCAAUUGUGAGACAAACAAAGCCAACAACAGGGAAAGAGAGAAGUUAUACUUGGCUAACCAAGAGAAAUUUCACAAAGAAGCUCACAAACAUUACUGGAAAGCAAUAGCAGAAAUCAUUCCUCGUGAGGUCCCCAAUAUCGAGAAGAGAAGAGGUAAAAAAGAAUCUGAGAGCAAUAAGCCUUCCGUUGUCGUGAUUCAGGGUCCAAAGCCUGGGAAACCUACUGAUCUUUCAAGAAUGCGCCAAAUGAUUUCCAAGCUUAAACAGAACCCUCCUCCUCACAUGAUGCCACCCAAAGAAGGCAAGGAUGGUAAAGAUGCAAAAGAUGCCAAAGAAGGUAAGGAUGAUAAAGCAGUCGAAGAUGGGAAUGAUAAAAAAGAAGCAAAGCAAGGUAAAAGCUCUACGCCAACUGCAUCUGGGGCUGCUGUAGAAACUAAACCUGCUUCUCCCGCCAAAGGUGGGGCUGCUAAUGGUGCCACUAAUGUGCUUAAACCAGAUGUUGCUGCUGUAGUUGAGGGUGAGCAAACCAUCGUGGGUUCUGAACCAGAAGCUGCUCAGUGACGAAGCAACUAUAUUUUUGUUAGUAAUUCCUGUUUUUAACAAGCACAUAUAUAUAUACUUUCUAAUUUUCUAAAUUCCGUGCUGAUGUUAAUGGAGAAUAAGCAGAUAGCCAUUUGCAUAUUCUUCAGGCUUUGCAGCAUGGCCUGCAAAGCUUAAUUCCAAUCUGUGGUCGGAGAUUCAUAGGCUUUAGACGCAAUUUUGUUUUCGCUGUCUUUUUUCUUUGACAUUUAUAAUCAAAGCGAUCUUUCUCUUCACUUUC
Neltuma alba is the source of this 1896-nucleotide messenger RNA. Its product is annotated as clathrin light chain 1-like. The transcript is spliced from 4 exons. Gene Ontology annotation, cellular component: clathrin coat of coated pit; clathrin coat of trans-Golgi network vesicle; plasma membrane. The coding region runs from base 522 to 1637 and encodes 371 amino acids. Gene Ontology annotation, molecular function: structural molecule activity; clathrin heavy chain binding. The record is from RefSeq and is a predicted model, not a curated record. Gene Ontology annotation, biological process: clathrin-dependent endocytosis; intracellular protein transport. NCBI's taxonomy places the organism in Eukaryota, Viridiplantae, Streptophyta, Magnoliopsida, Fabales, Fabaceae.